AGGAGCGGCGCGACGUUCGAGGCCGAGAAGACGGCCAUCAUCCACUUUACCCGCAAUGACCACAAGUCCGACCCGGAACCGUAUGUCAUCAAAGGACGGCCCGUUGAGCCAAAGAAUCACACCAAGAUCCUAGGAGUCAUCAUGGACACUCGACUCAAGUACAAGGAACACAUAGCAAGAGCGUCGUCAAAGGGCCUCAAGGCAGCACUUGAACUCCAGCGACUCAGGGGCCUGUCCCCAGCGACGGCGCGACAGCUGUUUACAGCAACAGUCGCACCGGUGGUGGACUACGCGUCGAACGUCUGGAUGCACCGGUAUAAGGACAAGCUCAUAGGACCCAUCAACAGAAUACAGAGAGUAUCGGCGAAAGCGAUUAUCGGCACUUUUCUCACGGUCGCGACAAAUGUGGCAGAAGCCGAGGCUCACAUUCUCACAGCUAAAGAACGGUUCUGGAGGAAAGCAGUCAAGAUGUGGACGGACAUCCACACUUUACCAGAAACGAAUCCAGUCCGCGGGAUGACGUCCAAAAUGCGAAAAUUUCGGAAUUCCUACCGCUCGCCGCUCUUCCAAGUGGCUGAGGCUCUGAAGGACAUACCGAUGGAAAGGGUCGAGACCAUCAACCCGCUUACGCUCUUACCAUGGGAAGACAGACUAGAGGUCAUAAUCGGUGAAGAAGAGACAAGAGCGACAGGGACAGCCAGUACAGUCCGUGUGGCGGUCAGCAGCUCAGUGAGAAGGGAAAUAGUAGGUGUCGGCGGAGUCGUUCAGAAACGGUCGGUGCUGCGAGACGACCCCGAGUUGCAGCCGUUCUCCUUCACUCUGGGCCCGAGGACCGAGCAGAAUCCCUACAGCGCAGAACUGGCAGCAAUAGCGUACACGUUGCGGAGGUCAUUGCGAGGAGUCGCGAACGAGAGGAUCACAGUGGUGACGAGCAAUAAAGGGGCGGUACUCUCUCUCAAACGGCCUCACCAGCAAUCUGGACAGGCGUACAUUCGUAGUGUGUACGAUUCGGUGGAAGAACUUCGCAAGGACAACAACAUCAUCACAGUACAGUGGUUGGCAGCAAGUGAGGAAGACAAACUGCUUAAGCAAGCAAAAACACAAGCGCGCGAAGCGACCAAAGACGGCGCCACCCCG
Molecule: messenger RNA, 1137 nt
Organism: Colletotrichum incanum
Lineage: Eukaryota; Fungi; Ascomycota; Sordariomycetes; Glomerellales; Glomerellaceae
Source: the annotation of a GenBank genome assembly